Theileria equi strain WA is the source of this 1287-nucleotide messenger RNA. Its product is annotated as leucyl/phenylalanyl-tRNA--protein transferase, putative. Bases 1 to 1287 code for a protein of 428 amino acids. The transcript has 6 exons. Gene Ontology annotation, cellular component: cytoplasm. Gene Ontology annotation, biological process: protein catabolic process. Gene Ontology annotation, molecular function: leucyl-tRNA--protein transferase activity. NCBI's taxonomy places the organism in Eukaryota, Apicomplexa, Aconoidasida, Piroplasmida, Theileriidae. The record is from RefSeq and is a predicted model, not a curated record.
AUGACAAGCACAGAAGACGUCUGGGAACGCGAAAAGAGCCUCUCCAGGGAGUGGAACUCCUACCUGGAGGACCUGGCGAGAUGCAAGGGGAUUGAAUUGGUGUCCAGGAACCUCGGCUUUGGUGACAUUCGGUCCGUUCUCAAGGCCUUGAAGUUUACGGAGUCGAUCCUGAGCGACGCCUGUCUACAGGAAAUCAGUCACACAAACCGCUGGAAGAAUUUGGUCAAAUUUCUCAAAAUUUCAAACUCCACGGAGGAGUGUAUGUUCGUAGAAGACAGAAUGGACCAGCAGAUCAAGAGACAGGUCGAGAUUUUUCACGGAAAUGACCCUGAGCUCAGUAGCAAGUUGGCCAAAGGGCUGCUUUUAUCUUGCAUUCUGCAAAUUAUUCCCAACUCUGUGCCGUGGAACUCUGAUGUCAUGCAAGUUUUAAGGGAUGUGGACGCGAUUUUUACGCUUCUAAUGCUCUCUGAGUCCGGGUGUUCACUCAACUUUAACCCGCUGGUACUUCCGUAUAACAAGAUUGAGAGUAUUGUAAGCGCCUUUAAACUCGACUUAUUUCCAGGUGAAACUUGCUGGUCUCCUUACGUGGAAGGAGACUUUAUGUUCAGGCUCCUGUGUGAAGGCUUCAUCCCAAUUGCAAUUAAAAUAGAGUGGAUUAUGGACGGAAAAGUCAUCCUCAUGCCAAAAAUGCACAAUUACAGGUGCUGUAUUAAACCUCUGGAAAUUGUAAUGACCAAAAAGGGUAAAAGGUGUGCCAAGGACAUGAAUGUCACCCUAAACUGUGCAUUCAAUGAGGUGCUGAAUGGGAUAGUCGAACAGCAUGGGGAGAAUUGGUUGUACCCAGAAAUUAGGAGAGAAUUUGAAAGAAUCUACUACGCUCCAGAAAGCGUUGGAGCCACCAGUGGAAGCCUAAAUUCUGUUGAAGUUUGGAAGGAUGGAGUUUUGGUCGCAGGAGAAAUUGGAUUUGUGGUUGGUUCGGCUUACACAAGCAUUAGUGGAUUCCACAAGUUACCAUCGUCUGGAACGUUUCAAAUGUACGCACUUGCCGCAAUUCUCCACUUUCAAUCAUUCGAACUCUGGGACCUGGGAAUGAUCCUUCCAUACAAGUUGACCAUGGGAGCCAAAACAGUCGGUAGAAGAGAAUUUCUGGAAGUUUUUUACGAGGCUCGUUCAACCGAAAGGAUCCUGGAGAUACCGGCAGAGUUUGCAAGUCCUACAGAUACUCUGGAUCUUAUUCAAGCAUUUUGUAAAGAACAAAAUAUCCGUAAAAAUGAAGGCAGUGCAUAA